Messenger RNA from Trypanosoma brucei brucei TREU927, 1794 nucleotides. RefSeq lists its product as hypothetical. Lineage: Eukaryota; Euglenozoa; Kinetoplastea; Trypanosomatida; Trypanosomatidae. The record is from RefSeq and is a predicted model, not a curated record. The transcript has a single exon. Gene Ontology annotation, biological process: vesicle-mediated transport. Bases 1 to 1794 code for a protein of 597 amino acids.
AUGCACCUACUCGGUGAUAUUGUAGCGUCGAAUUCGCUAAGCAGCAACGCGAGCAAAGACAAUGAACCGUGCCUCAUCACCUUGUGUAUAUAUUGCCCCACUCUUUCAGGUGGGAAGGAGGAGCGGGCCAUUGAUAACGUCAUCUUUUUUUACCCCGCACGAACUCAUCCCGACCAGCAGAUGAACCAAGUAGGUUUCUGCAUCGGCAUGACGUGCUUAAUGGAGCGCUUCAUCCCCUUGUCUUCACGGGCGAAAUCACCAGUGGAGGAAAUACGCCUCAGCCAUUCCAUCAUUACUCUUUGCAACCCGUUUGCAGAUCUUUGGAUUGCUGUUGAAACUACUCCUGCUUAUAACGCUUCUGUGGUGCUGCCGCUCGUACAUCUAGGGUUUGAUGCCUUCGUUCUGCGAUAUGGCAUGGGGAGUGUUUCUGCGCUAGUGAACAAUCCCCGGGAAGUGGCCUCGGGUGAGGAUUGCGGUGUGGCGCGUGCCGCGUUACGAACCCACUUUGAGAAGUUUGCUACGCUACUGCAAACGUCUGUGCUAGUUGUUGAUCCUGAUGCUAAUCACCACACUGUCCCGAAAUCUGGUGACCUGCAACCGCCGUCACAAGCAGAGUCAAGACGUUCUUCCCUUUCUUCGUCAAUAAUUUCAAUCGAUGCGAUGGGUAGCUCUAGAAGCACCUUGCAUAAUGUACAGCGUUGGAAGCGUCACCUGAUGACGUUAGCAGCAACGGGGGGUCUGCUGACUUUUCCCGCUGUAAUGCGUGCAACUCCGUCAGAUGUCCAAUUCAUGUGUCACAGCAUAGUGUUACGCCAUCUUUCGUUCUUAUCUUCGAGUAUAAAGAGGAGGCACACCUCUUGUUGGGGAAAAGAAUGCCACGGUAUUCCAAAUCACACCGACUCUGAGCCAGCUGUAGAAGGUGCGGAGGAGCGCUUGCUGUGGACUAGCUGCCGUUAUGCUGUGUUCAUUGGCAAAACGUUGAAAGUAGUUGUAUCAAACGCCCCUCAGGACAUGAUCUCUCAGCUCAUAUGUCUUUUUCUUAUGGAUCCCGAACUGCCAAGCUUCACCAUAUUUGUGGGAGAGGUCCCAUUUUAUUGUUGUGUGUAUCGCGCUGAGAGCCUGUUGACUGUUGUAGUUUGUGACGAAGGCCUUUACGACACAAUGUACACACCCCUCCUGAGUGCGUGUAAAAAGCUUACGGAUUGCGUGGCAGAUUGCCUAAGCAGCGGCGUGUGCGCCCCCAGCCGUGCGCCUGGGUCCAACGAUGGUGGAGAUGCACACCGAGUUAAGGGACAUCAAAACACCCUCUCCCCCGCUGCCGGUCACAGCUCGUCUAACGCAACACCGUGCUUUGUUGAUCCUUUAUCUGGGGCUGGGAAGUUGCCCAAUACAAAGUCAACCUUUCAGUUCACUGUGUGGUGUGACGGGGUGUUGGUCGGCUCAUCACUGCAGGAUUACUUUCGGAGUGUACAGUUCUCCCUGUCAGCCCCCAUGCGAAAAUUCAUCAAAUGUGUUCGCGCUGAACGUAGAGGCUCUCAUGAUUUUGGGGAGCACCGGGCAAUCGAGUGCGCUGGUGCCCGUACCUCCGCUGACACUAAUGGAGUAACUUCCGACACGAGUAUAACAUUGCGCGGAGCAAAUGAGCUGUGGGUGUUGCUCCCGAGCUACACAUGGUUGUGCGUGACAAGGGCCAGGAAUCAUGUGGGUGGUGUAGUGUUCUACAAUGCCCCUCCUUUAUCAAGUUGCUUCAAGGCUGUGGAGACAAUAUACGAAAAUGUCUCGGUUACACUGUAG